Messenger RNA from Trichomonas vaginalis G3, 1662 nucleotides. Its product is annotated as NAD(P)H-binding. The transcript has a single exon. Gene Ontology annotation, biological process: L-threonine catabolic process. Gene Ontology annotation, molecular function: L-threonine 3-dehydrogenase activity. The record is from RefSeq and is a predicted model, not a curated record. The coding region runs from base 1 to 1662 and encodes 553 amino acids. Lineage: Eukaryota; Parabasalia; Trichomonadida; Trichomonadidae.
AUGUUUAAACAAGUGUGUGUUACAGGUUCUACAGGUGUCAUGGGAAGCGAGACAGUGAAACAACUCUCAACACUCGAAAACUUGAAAAUCAGAGUCUUUGUCAUGAACAACGAAAAAGACAGGAAGAUUGCAGAAUCACUCGUUCGUAAGUAUGGAAGUGACAAGAUCGACAUUUUCUAUGGAGAUCUCAGAAAUUACGAAGACGUUUCAAAGUUCGUUCAAAACGCAGAUUAUAUUCUACACAUCGGAGGUCUUGUCAGUCCUGUUGCAGAUGAUAAGCCAGUCCUCACAUACGCUGUCAACGUAGGAGGUGCAGAAAACAUUGUGAAAGCAAUUCACGAAAACAAGAUCGAAGAAACAGUCAAAGUUGUUUACAUCGGAAGUGUUGCAGAGACAGGAGAUCGUAAUUAUCCAAUCCACUGGGGAAGGACGGGUGAUCCAAUCCAAGUUUCCGUAUAUGAUCACUAUGGUGUCUCUAAAGUUGUUGCAGAGAGAAUAUUCGCAGAGAGUGGAAUCAAGCAUUGGGCAGUCUUCAGACAGAGUGGAAUAUUAUAUCCUGGAUUACUGAACAACAUGAAACCAAUCAUGUUCCACGUCCCAUUGAAUGGUGUCCUCGAGUGGUGCACAGUCGAAGACAGCGGAAGAUUGAUGAAGAAUUUUGUUGAUUUCAAUCUCCCUGAUGAGUUUUGGAAUAGAUUUUACAACAUCGGAAGUGGAGAGUUCUACAGAUUAACAAACUUCGAAUUUGAAGAUAUCCUCUUGAGAACAUGCGGUCUUGGAUCUCCAAAAGAUCUUUUCGAUCCAAACUGGUUUGCAACACAGAACUUCCAUGGACAUUACUACUCGGGCAGUGAUGUUCUCGAGAAUUAUCUCAAGUUCAGAGAGAAUCUCCCAACAGAAGAAUACUUCGAACGCAUGUGCAACAAUGCACCACUUGAGUUCAGAUUGAUGAAGAAUGUCAAAGUUGUUAAGAAUGUUUCAUUCCUCGCAAAGCCUUUCAUGAAGAUGAUUGCAUGUGAUAAAGACUUCGGAACACUCGGAUGGAUCAACAAUAACGACAAAAAACGUCUUGACUGCUUCUAUGGAGGAAAAGAAAAUUUCGAUAAUUUACCAAACAACUGGUCAGAAUAUGCAAUCAAACACUAUGAUACUAAUGUAUCUGCAUCAGAGAAGUGCAAGUUGGAUCAUGGUUACGACGAAACAAAACCAUUCGAAUCUCUCACAAUCGAAGAUCUUCAGAAGGCAGCAGAGUUCCGUGGAGGAAAACUCAUCUCAACAGAAGUUAAUAAAAUGACAGAAAAACUCAUCUGGAAGUGUGGUCACUGCGGAAAAGAAUUCGAAGCAUCUCCAAAUCUUAUCCUGCGUGGAGGACACUGGUGUCCACACUGUUUCAUCCCUCAGACUGCAUGGGACUAUGGAAGGAUUGCAGAGAAUAACAAGUUCUUCGCACAAGUAUGGUAUCCACAUCACAAUCACGAAGAGAAGAACUACUACGAUUUCAACGAGAUUUUCGACAAAGAAUGUUUCGAUACAUAUUCCAAGAAGACAAAGAAAUCAGUUUCAUCAUCGAACCAGUACAUCUACUUGACAACAAUAUUUGUCAUCCUAUUAUUGAUUUUAACACUCUUUACUCUCAUUCAAGGAAACUUCUCACUUAUAUAA